Molecule: messenger RNA, 2568 nt
Organism: Carassius carassius (crucian carp)
Lineage: Eukaryota; Metazoa; Chordata; Actinopteri; Cypriniformes; Cyprinidae
Product: tripartite motif-containing protein 16-like
Exons: 7
Coding region: 603-2243 (546 amino acids)
Molecular function (GO): protein binding; zinc ion binding
Source: RefSeq, a predicted model, not a curated record
GUCUGCUUUGCUGUGUAGUAAUUUUUUCACUUUUAAUGAUUCUUUCUUUAGAAAAAUCUAAUUUUGUCAUACCAUUUAGCUUGGACUAUAUUCACAAGUGUUAAGUGUUUUAUGAUUGAUUGUAAGCUUUUUAUUAACUUACAAACCUACAUUUCUUACAUUAAGCCUAGUUGGAGAAACUCUGGUGUAAUGUAAUUUUUAAUGUUUUUUUUACAAUGUAUAUGUAUAUCAUUGUGGUAUGUUUAAUGCUAAAUUUAAAACAAGUUUGAUAUAAUCUGUAAUCAGUAACAGACUGAAAUUUGUUAGUAAUCUACACCAUCCAGCACUGCCUAUCAUUGGAUGGUGGCUGGUCAUGUGACUUGUAGUAAUCAGGAUGCCUUUUAAGGCUUUUGUUCUUCUUCUCUGUUACUUGUAUUCUUUGAGUUUUUGUCUGAGACUGACAUCUAGUAGAUAUUUCAUGCUUUACAGACUCACAGACACGCCUGUUUUACACGUGACACAAACACAGAACCAGGAAACAGGAAUCACAUGAUUUCAAGAAAAUAGAAACUGAAGUGCAGCUGAGCUGUUGUGUGUUUGUGUCUCUGUAUUUAAGCAGUAAAAUGGCAGAAGCCAGAUUUUCUCAGGAUGAGCUUUCGUGUCCAGUGUGUCUGGAUCUCCUGAAGGAUCCAGUGACCAUCCAGUGUGGACACAGUUACUGUAAGAGCUGUAUUACAGACUGCUGGGAUGAAGAGGAUCAGAUAAGAGUCUACAGCUGUCCUCAGUGCAGACAGACCUUCAGUCCAAGACCUGCUUUAGCUAGAAACACCAUGCUGUCUGAACUGGUGGAGAAACUGAAGAAGACCAGACUCUCGUCUGACUGUUACGCUGGAGCUGGAGAUGUGCAGUGUGACGUCUGUACUGGAGGAAAAUGCAAAGCCGUCAAGUCCUGUCUGAUGUGUCUGAACUCUUACUGUCUGAAUCACCUCCAGCAACAUGAGAGUCUGUUUAAAGGAAAGAGACAUAAUUUGAUUGAUGCCACUGGACGACUGCAGGAGAUGAUCUGCCAGAAACAUGAGAAGCUUCUUGAGGUUUUCUGUCGCACUGACCAGAAAUGUAUUUGUGUGCUGUGUACGAUGGAUGAACACAAAAACCACGACACUGUAUCAGCUGCAACACAGAGGACAGAGAAACAGAAGCAGCUGAUGGAGACACAGAAGACGCUCCAGCAGAGAAUCCAGCAGGAAGAGAAAGAUCUCCAGCAGCUGAGAGAGACUGUGGAGUCUCAUAAUCGCUCUGCACAGACAGCAGUGGAGGACAGUGAGAGGAUCUUUACUGAGCUCAUCCGCUCCAUUGAGAGAAGCCGCUCUGAGCUGAUACGACUGAUCAGAGAUCAGGAAAAGACUGCAGUGAGUCGAGCUGAAGAACGACUGGAGCGACUGGAGAAGGAGAUCAAUGAUCUGAGGAGGAGAGACGCUGAGCUGGAGAAGCUUUCACACACACAGGAUCACAUCCAGUUCCUGCAGAGUUUCCAGUCUCUCUCAUCACGUCCUGAAUCUACAGACAUAAGUGAUGAUCUCUUCAGUUAUCUCUUCUCUUUUAAUGACCUGAGAGAAUCUGUCCAUCAGCUGAGAGACAAACUGGAGGAUUCCUGCAAAGAGGAGCUCAUGAAGAUCUCAGACAGAGUCGCAUUCACCAACAUUGAUCUCUGGACCAGGAACGACUUCCUGAAAUAUUCCCAUCAGCUCACUCUGGAUCUGAACACAGUGAAUAAACACCUCCAUCUGUCUUCGAGGAGGAUAACAAUUACAAAUACUGACACAGUCCAGAUGUAUCCUAAACAUCCGGACAGAUUUGAUGCAUGUCGUCAGGUGUUGUGUAUAGAGAGUGUGUGUGGACGCUGUUACUGGGAGCUGCGGUGGAGUGGAGAUGAGCAUGGUGUGCGAAUAUCAGUGUCAUAUAAGAGCAUCAGCAGGAAGGGAAGAGGUGUUGAGUGUUUGUUUGGAUCUAAUGAUCAGUCCUGGUGUUUGUUCUGCUCUCCUUACAGAUAUUCAUUCAUUCACAAUAACAAACAGACUGAUCUCCCUGUAAAGCCCAUCAGCAGGAGAAUAGGAGUGUUUGUGGAUCACAGAGCAGGAAUUCUGUCCUUCUACAGCGUCUCUGACACAAUGAACCUCAUCCACACCGUCCAGACCACAUUCACUCAGCCGCUCUAUCCUGGGUUUCAUGUUGGUUCUGGAUCCUCAGUGAUAUUGUGUCGAUAAAUCAGAAUGGACUGACGAGGGUUUCUAAUGUAAUAAAUAAAAGUCUUUACUGCUACUUUUAUUACUCAAAAAUAUCAGAUUACUCAGAAAUAAUCAGUAUUACAUGAUUACCGAGAUUAUCAUAAGCCAUGGCUCUAUAUUAGCUAAAUGUUUUUAAAAUACAGCUACAUUGUUUUGCUUUUUGCAAUUAAAAGACAAGUAUUUUGUCAUUGAACAUUUCUUAAAAAUAGUAUUAAAAUACUGUCUUGUUCUAGUAAACCAAGUAUCAGUAUUUUGUCUCAUCUCGUGAGCUAAGUGUAUUAAGAGUAUAAGUGUCUUCGAGCGC